GCGACGCGCCAGCGGCUGGCGCAGCCCUUCGCUCGCCCGGCCUCCCCCUCCCUGGUUCCGUGCUGUGGUUCCGCCAUGGAAUCCAACAAGGAUGAAGCCGAGCGCUGUAUCAGCAUCGCCCUCAAGGCCAUCCAAAGUAACCAGCCCGACCGGGCGCUCCGCUUCCUGGAGAAGGCGCAGCGGCUGUACCCGACGCCGCGAGUUCGCACUCUGAUCGAGUCCCUCAACCAGAAGCCACAGUCUGCUGGUGAGCAAGCCCAUCCCACAGAUACAACCUACAAGAAAGCAGGAGGGAGCGAUGCCCCCUCGGCCAACGGCGAAGCAGGAGGAGGAGGAGGAGGAGGAGGAGGAGGAGGAGAGAGCAAAGGCUAUACUGCAGAACAAGUGGCAGCUGUGAAAAGGGUCAAGCAGUGUAAGGAUUACUACGAGAUCCUGGGGGUGAGCAGAGCAGCUUCAGAUGAGGACCUGAAGAAGGCCUACCGAAAACUGGCCCUCAAAUUCCACCCAGACAAGAACGAUGCACCUGGUGCCACAGAAGCUUUCAAAGCCAUUGGCACAGCAUAUGCAGUACUUAGCAACCCGGAGAAAAGGAAACAGUAUGACCAAUUUGGUGACGACAAGGGCCAGGCUGCCCGGCAUGGCCAUGGGCACGGGGACUUCCACCGUGGCUUCGAGGCCGACAUCUCCCCUGAAGACCUCUUCAACAUGUUCUUUGGCGGUGGCUUUCCUUCUAGUAACGUCCAUGUCUACAGCAAUGGCCGCAUGCGCUACACCUACCAGCAAAGGCAGGACCGCAGGGACAACCAGGGUGACGGCGGGCUAGGGGUAUUUGUGCAGCUGAUGCCCAUCCUCAUCCUGAUCCUCGUGUCAGCUCUCAGCCAGCUCAUGGUCUCCAGUCCACCCUACAGUCUGAGCCCAAGACCGUCGGUGGGCCAUGUCCACAGGCGAGUCACUGACCACCUGAGUGUCAUCUACUACGUGGCAGACACCUUCUCAGAAGAGUACACAGGUGCCAGCCUCAAGACAGUUGAACGGAAUGUAGAAGAUGAUUACAUCGCCAAUCUCCGAAACAACUGCUGGAAGGAAAAGCAGCAAAAGGAAGGCUUGCUAUACCGGGCCCGCUACUUCGGUGACACAGACAUGUACCACAGAGCACAGAAGAUGGGCACUCCGAGCUGCAGCCGGCUGUCAGAGGUGCAGGCCUCCCUGCAUGGAUAGUCCUGGGCCAUCCACGCCAGCCAGGUCCAAACUAUGAAAUCCCUGGAGAAUUUCUGGUGACACUCACUGAGCCAAGGUGACGGACUGUAUAUUUAAGGAAAGACACACAAAGACAAAAAAAUUAAAAUGGAAUUGGAGGCCGAACACCGCA
Molecule: messenger RNA, 1369 nt
Organism: Heterocephalus glaber (naked mole-rat)
Lineage: Eukaryota; Metazoa; Chordata; Mammalia; Rodentia; Bathyergidae
Gene: Dnajb12
Product: DnaJ heat shock protein family (Hsp40) member B12
Biological process (GO): cellular response to misfolded protein
Cellular component (GO): endoplasmic reticulum membrane
Molecular function (GO): Hsp70 protein binding
Source: RefSeq, a predicted model, not a curated record